AUGAGCACAACUAAUACUAUUCUAUUGCUUUUGGUUGUUGUUGUACAGCAAUUGUUUUCACAAACCUCACGUUCGUUUAUUAUGUCGAUACAGGCCGAUUGGCAAUUUCAAUGUGAAAAUACUACUUGUGUACCAUUGGCAACGAUUGCAGCUUCGUAUAUUCAAUAUUGUCGAAUAAACUGCUUAGCUCGUAGUAAUUGUCAAGCAGCGACAUUCCAGAAUUCGACAGGCACUUGUAAAUUGUUUACAGGUAUAGAAAGCCAAUACAAUAACCUGAUCACAAAUGUGGAUGCUGUGACAAUGAUUGUCAUGGCUAAUACACGCAUACCUACGGAAUCAACAACCACACUCACAAGUAGUUCAACUACCACUAGUACUACAACCACAUCAACAAGGACGACGUCGACAAGUACUACUAGUACUACAACCAUUCCCUACAGUCCGUGCUCUCGAAGUUUUUGUUGUACAACUGGAUAUUCCCAGCCAUGUGCUCUCAACGGUUAUGCCUGCAAUUGUACUGCUCUUUCUGGUCAAGAAGCCAGUAUUAUUUGUCCUAGAUGUGUCGGUCAAGGCCCUUCUGAUUAUAUGGGCAGUGGUUCCUGCUAUUAUAAUGCUUAUUAUUAUUCUACCUGUUGA
Messenger RNA from Adineta ricciae, 636 nucleotides. NCBI's taxonomy places the organism in Eukaryota, Metazoa, Rotifera, Eurotatoria, Adinetida, Adinetidae. The record is from the annotation of a GenBank genome assembly.